Messenger RNA from Oldenlandia corymbosa var. corymbosa, 1238 nucleotides. Lineage: Eukaryota; Viridiplantae; Streptophyta; Magnoliopsida; Gentianales; Rubiaceae. The record is from the annotation of a GenBank genome assembly.
GUAACUAACCUGCCACACACACGCACAGUCACACACACCGAAUAAAUUUGUUACCAAAAACAAGCAGAAUCGGAAUUGCCAAAAUCCAUUUCGCCGUUUCCCUCAUCUUCCUAUAUAUAUCCACUACGGCUGCCUUCAUUUUCUCUAAGCUCAUCUAACUAUUCCUACUCCUUCUUCUUCUUCUUCACCUACAGAGAGAGAAGGGAGAGAGAUACAUAAAAAGCUCAGCUCACAUUCUUUUGCUUUUUUUUUUAAAAAAAAAAUUUUCACUCACAGCAGCGAUCCAAUUGUCACCAUGGUUUCCAGUGAUACCGCUCGCACUGUGGUUGGAAUCAUCGGGAACGCCAUUGCCUUCUUCCUCUUCCUAUCUCCAGUGCCAACAUUCAUCCAGAUUUGCAAGAAGAAAUCCGUCCAGCAGUACUCGCCGGUGCCGUACCUGGCAACCUUCAUCAACUGCGCCCUCUGGGUCCUGUACGGACUUCCGGUGGUCCACCCGAACAGCCUCCUGGUGAUCACAAUCAACGGGACCGGGUUCGCCAUGGAGGUGGUCUACCUCGCCAUCUUCCUCACUUACUGCAACAGCAAACAGAGGAGGAUCAGGCUGGCCGUAAUCGUGGCGGUGGAACUCGUCUUCGUGGCGGCGCUUGCUCUUGGGGUUCUCACCUUGGCUCACACCACCAAAACCCGGUCCAACAUUGUCGGUUCCAUUUGCAUGGCCGGGAACAUCAUGAUGUAUGCUGCUCCCCUCUCCGUCAUGAAAAUGGUGAUCAAAACAAAGAGUGUGGAGUAUAUGCCAUUCUUCCUUUCACUGGCCUCUUUCGCUAAUGGAGUCAGCUGGACAGCUUAUGCUCUGUUCAAAUUCGACGUCUUCAUUUUUGCACCCAAUUCAGCUGGAGCCGUUCUUGGAUUGGUGCAGUUGCUGCUGUACGCAAUCUACUACAGAUCAACAAAGCGCAUCCUUGCUGAGAGAAGGGCCCAAGUUGAACUCGGCAUUGUGGAGAAGCCCAAUGGUGGUUCCCAACCUCAGCAUGUUUGAUCCUCCAAAGUCUAAAUUCCUAUCUUUUGGGGUUCAGCUUAGCAUAAAUCUGGAGAUGAAUUUCCUUUUCUAUCCGCCAUUUUAACUUUAGAAACUUUAAGAAGGGGGAUUGAGGAUAAUGCUUUAUUGAACUAUGUUCUCUCUGUUUUGCUGUUGGCAGUUUGCCUAUGGAUAUUUUACUGUGCUUUUUUUUGGGUGGGGG